CACACCGAGCCCUCCCGAAGCGCCUCCGUGACGUCAUGCAGGAGCAGAAGAGAUAAGACAGUCAAAAGAAGAGUUCUGUUUCCUGGUGUAUCGUUCACGCUAAAAUCGUUCACGCGUCUCAUCAGCUUUGUGUAUUUCGCGAUGUCGUACGCGUACCUGUUCAAGUAUAUCAUUAUCGGAGACACAGGAGUUGGAAAGUCCUGUCUCCUUCUUCAAUUUACGGAUAAGAGAUUUCAGCCAGUCCAUGACUUGACAAUAGGAGUCGAGUUUGGUGCUCGUAUGAUUACCAUUGACUGCAAGCAAAUUAAACUGCAGAUCUGGGAUACUGCGGGUCAAGAGGCAUUCCGUUCUAUAACAAGGUCAUAUUAUCGUGGAGCAGCUGGAGCUCUAUUGGUAUAUGACAUUACACGUAGGGAAACUUUUAACCAUCUUACAACAUGGCUGGAAGAUGCAAGGCAACAUUCGAAUUCUAAUAUGGUUAUCAUGUUAAUCGGAAAUAAAAGUGAUCUGGAUAAUCGAAGAGAAGUAAAGAGAGAGGAAGGUGAAGCUUUCGCACGAGAGCAUGGUCUUGUCUUUAUGGAGACUAGCGCUAAGACUGCAGCAAAUGUAGAAGAGGCAUUCAUUAAUACUGCAAAAGAAAUAUACGAAAAAAUACAAGAGGGAGUCUUUGACAUUAAUAAUGAGGCAAACGGUAUUAAGAUUGGACCACAGCAUUCACCCACAAGUCCUGGAGGUUUAUCAGGCACUGGUGGACAAGGUAGUGCUCAGGGUGGUGGGUGCUGCUAGGGGCUGGGGCUUAUCUGUCCACCGCUUCAUCCUUCUCCGAUCUGAAUUGACCCUGCUCCUGCUCUUCAUUUUACUGUGAACUCACUUACUUUGUACAUUUUAAUUUUGCGCAUGCCGCGUCAUAAGGUAACAAGUGACAAUUGGUGUAUUUAUAGUUGAAAUAAUCUUAUACACGCGUAAUAAAUAGGAUUAUUGUAAGGCGAAAAUGUUAUACAAAUCACUAAAAUCAUGAAGCAUUAAUAAAGUCUUUACUUACAAAUUCUCGCAAAGGUAUGAAUGAAGUUAUAUUAUUUUUCAAUGUGUUUUUAAUGAAUUUAAUUCUGAAAAAAAAACAGAUGCUUUUUCCAAGUUAUAUAUCUCUAUAUAAUUUUUCGUUCUUGCACAUUGUAUAAUCGUUUUAUCUCCUAAUGGGAUAUUAUUACAAAAGAUUGAGGUUCCCUAAUUUUGAUUCAAAAUAUUUUAUUUAAACAUGCUUAGUAUAAUUUAAUUUUAAUUGUAAAAUUUUUAGCUGGCUUGUCUCCCACUUUAUGAAGCAUCAUAUGAAAUUAUUGUAUUAGAUAAUAUCAAUUAUCGGGAGUGAUAAAGCGGGAGAGGACAGGCACUUUCUAUUUUAUAUUCGUUUAAUACAUAUUAUGUACUGUAACGUAAUGUGCACUAGUAAUCAAAAUUCCAUUCUAUAUGUAGUGGCUCAUGGACGUUGAUGUAUUUAAUUGAUUUGACAUCAUUUUCAAUCUAAUAUUAAAUCGAUAUUAUAUAUAUGUAUGUAUUGCUGUAUAAGAUGAUAAUUAUAUAAAACAUGUAUUAAUCAAUGCCAUCAGGAGGCCUACAUUUAAUCAGAUUUAUAUUCCAAUUUAAUGAUUAUAAGAAAUUUUAUUGCACGUAUUGACAAUUGGUAUCAUUAUUUAUGGCAUUUACUAUGGCAUCUUUUUAAAAAUAAAGGCAUCAUUAGUGCUAUAAAUGAAUCAAAAAUACAUUUUUACAAUUUAUAUUGUAACGACUGAAGUUUUUAGAGUUUCAGACCAUAGAUAAAGAUACCGAUAUAAAUAUGGCAGUGAUAAUUUUAUCUGUAUUAUAUUAAGCUCCAAAUAUGAUUCCAUUUUAAUAAACGCGCGCGCGUUCCUGCUUUUAUUUUAAGAAUAAUUACAGAUAUUUCACUACUUUGCAAAGACAUGAGACACGAAAGAUAAUUAAAUACAUAAUGAAUAAAGAAUAAGCUCUAGUAGUGCACGUUAUUAUAUUUAUUGAUGAAUUUAUCAGCUGGCAAGAAAAUUAUGCAUUAAUAUUAAUGUUACUCAAUGAAAUUAAGAAAUCUAUAAGCAUGAGUAUCCUAUAUCUAUUUAGUACAAAUUGGCUUCUUGAGCAUUAUUGUAAUCAAAUGUUAUUUGUAAUAUCUCAAAUUACGAGCUUAUACCUAAUUGUUAUACCAAAGAUUACAUCAGCAUUGUGUACCUUUUUUGCGCUUAUACUGUAACGAUCAAACAAUGUGCAUUGAUUUCAGGAUGUUAUAUCCAAUAUAUUUGAUUUAAUGUAAUCUAGCGAUUAUUCUAUACAAUCAAAGCUAAUCUACAGCUUAUGAUGUAUUUUAUAUGUAUGCAUUGAGCAUAUCUUUUUAAUUGGAAAAUAUAUAUAUGUGCACAUUA
Linepithema humile (Argentine ant) is the source of this 2426-nucleotide messenger RNA. It is a transcript of the gene Rab2, whose product is annotated as RAS oncogene family member Rab2. Gene Ontology annotation, molecular function: GTPase activity; GTP binding. Gene Ontology annotation, biological process: vesicle-mediated transport. The record is from RefSeq and is a predicted model, not a curated record. NCBI's taxonomy places the organism in Eukaryota, Metazoa, Arthropoda, Insecta, Hymenoptera, Formicidae. Gene Ontology annotation, cellular component: Golgi apparatus.